UCAGGCUGCCAACAAUGAUGAAGAAUGUCUUGAUGAGGAAAAGGCCAACGAAGAUGCCAUCGACUGGGGAGACAGAUCCCAUGAGCCAGUGAUCUCCCCCCCUCCUAAUACACUGUACAAAGUGAUGGCCACCCACGCAUACCGGGGAGAGGAUUUAGAUGAGUUGGACCUUGAAGCCGGUGAAGUCAUCUAUGUCAUACCUUAUGAUAGCCCUGAAGAGCAGGAUGAAGGAUGGCAGAUGGGAAUCAAGGCUUCCAAUGGUAUCCAGGGAGUCUUCCCUGAGAAUUUCACCCAAAAACUUUAG
Messenger RNA from Candidula unifasciata, 304 nucleotides. The record is from the annotation of a GenBank genome assembly. Lineage: Eukaryota; Metazoa; Mollusca; Gastropoda; Stylommatophora; Geomitridae.